GCUGUCAGAGCACUGUGGCGUUUCAGGACAGCGAUAAAAGAAAACCUCAAGGGGAGGAAAACCAUCCGAAAACUCUCACUCGAUCAUCAAACCGAGUCUUGUUGUUGUUGUUGUUAUUGUUUCUAUUUUCAUCAUGAAAGCCAUCAGUCCCGUCCGCUCGGCGAGGAGCUGCUACAAGGCCGUGUGCUGCAUUUCGGAGCAGAGUCUCGCCAUCAGCCGGAAUAAACACUCGUGUCUGGAGGAGCCGGUGGGCGCCCUGUGCGACAUGAACGACUGCUACUCCAAGCUCAAGGAGCUGGUGCCAAGCAUCCCGCAGAACAAGUCGGUCAGCCAGGUGGAGAUCCUGCAACACGUUAUCGACUACAUCUUCGACCUGCAGAUCGCGCUGGAGGCGGAGGACACAGCCACGCCGGAGAUGGUGUUAUCAAUAAAGACCGCGGACCUUUCUCGCAAUUUCUCCAAAGAAGAAGGGCGGUUGUGCCAUUAAGAUGAAGGAAGAUUAUGGUGCAGGGAAACACAUGUCUCCACUUCACUCCGGGCAAGAGGACAAGAGGGGCAGAAAGGGUGGGAUAGGUAUUUGGGAGAGAAAGAGAAGAAGAAGGAGGAGGAGGGUUUAAAGAAGAAAAGACAGAAAAAGUGGACUGUUUCCUCGAUGAGUGGGGAUCAACAGUGGUGCAUGAGCAAGAAAACCAAGACUCUUUUAUUUUUUUAUUUUUUUUUGGGCCCCUGGACAGACAAAUCAAGAGACCAAAGCAGAAGCCAGGAUUGGAAAUUGAACGCAACCGGCUUUGUAUACCCUCCUCCAAAAACCUGGGAUCCCUUAUAGGUAGAAGUAGAAACAUUGGUACAUUGUUGUUUUUAUUUUCCUUAUUUUGUGUUGCAUUCCAAGCCUACUUUUAAGUGGGUUAAACUUCACAACCAACCAGAAUCCUUUCUACACCAAGUCUCACAUCAUCUCACAUAAUUAUCCCUGUAAAAUGUUCCCCAUCUGAUUUCUAAUGAUCUGGAGACUGUUGCAACUUUUUACGAAUGUGUACAUAUCUGCUGUGGGUAUGUGAGGUGUGAGUCAAUUUGGAUGUUAUUUUUUCUGAAUGGGAGUUUGGGUUUUCUUAGGUAUAAUCAGAACUCUAUACUAGAGUUAAUUGUAAAUGUUUGUAGGGAUUGUGUUAUUUCUACAGACAAUGUGCUGUGAGUUUCAUAAACUCUUAAUUAUAAAGUUUGCUUUCUAUGUAUGUUCUUAUGUAAUGAAAUAAUAAAAAAAAAAAAGAUAUGAAACAA
Molecule: messenger RNA, 1278 nt
Organism: Cyclopterus lumpus (lumpfish)
Lineage: Eukaryota; Metazoa; Chordata; Actinopteri; Perciformes; Cyclopteridae
Gene: id3
Product: inhibitor of DNA binding 3
Exons: 3
Coding region: 134-487 (117 amino acids)
Biological process (GO): negative regulation of transcription by RNA polymerase II; circadian regulation of gene expression; cell differentiation
Cellular component (GO): cytoplasm; nucleus
Molecular function (GO): protein dimerization activity; transcription regulator activity
Source: RefSeq, a predicted model, not a curated record